Messenger RNA from Labrus bergylta (ballan wrasse), 1364 nucleotides. Lineage: Eukaryota; Metazoa; Chordata; Actinopteri; Labriformes; Labridae. The record is from RefSeq and is a predicted model, not a curated record.
GUGGAGGUGUUGGUCAACAGCAUCAGAGAGUGUGAACACUACACGACCCGCAGCCUCACACUGAAGUGUGGGAAUCAAACCCGCGUGCUGCAGCAUUACUGGUACACAUCGUGGCCCGACCAUAAAACCCCUGACUCCACGAUGCCGCUGCUGCAGCUGAUGGCCGACGUAGAGAGGGACAGACGGACGGCCGGCGCCAUGGGGCCGGUCAUCGUCCACUGCAGUGCCGGGAUUGGCCGGACCGGCUGCUUCAUCGCCACGACGAUAGGCUGUCGACAGCUGCAGCUGGAGGGAGUGGUCGAUGUUCUGAGCAUCAUCUGCCAGCUCAGAGCGGACAGAGGAGGGAUGAUCCAGACCGGCGAGCAGUACGAGUUUGUCCAUCACGCCUUGAGUCUGUACGAAGCCCGCCUCUCUGCAGAAACCGGCCAAUGAGCACGCACCACCACCACAGGACGUGUCGACUCCAACCAGGAAGUGUGCAAACAAAGCUAACCUUCUCCGGGGUCACGGACAAACCCGCGGAGGUUUUUUUUCUUCUAAGUUUGAUGGACAACAUGGACAACCAAUGAAGCGUGUUGUGGGCGGAGCCUGCCGAGUGAAGGCGGGAAGGUAAACUUCUGCAAAAGGAAUGUGUCCGUUUUUUCCUUCUUCUGCUGUUUUCUUCUUCGAGGGUUGUUGGCGCGUGAGGAACUGGACACGCCCACUUCACUCGUCUUUACUGACCGUCAAGUCGUUUCGUUUUCGAACCGACCAGACCGCCGCUUUACCUCUUCUCUGUCGUGGACACGUAGAAAUAGUCCGACUCAAAUGGAUGGUACGUUGUUGAAUAACGAUGUUUUGUUUCUGUGUCUUAUAGGAUUUUAAAAUGAUUUCUACGUGGCGUUCUUCUAGGAAAAUGACUGUUAGCGAGUUUCACACGUGGUCAAGAUACUUUUUAUCACCGCUGAGCGAAAACCUCGCCACGCUCCUUUGUGACCUCACUACUCUGUAGCCGCCCCUUUGUUAAUACGACGGUGACAAUAACAAUAGAAGUCCGAGGUUACGAUAUCCGAAAAAAACUCCUCUGCAACGUUUCUGGCGUUUGUGCCACGUUGACCGUGUUUACGAUAACGCAGAUUGUAGCGUUUUAAAACGCGUUGUGUCGUUUGAAAACAAGAAUUUAACGAGUACAGUUUUUUUCAUUUGAAAGAUAAAACCAUAACUUUGCUCUUUUUCUCGUCUUACAGAGCCGUGAAGUCACAAAUGGAGCGACCUUCAGCCAUAGACGACAUGCUAAGCUACAAGCUAACAAACCAACGUAAGGGUUAAUAAGCUCCUGCUAAGCUACUUCCUGUCGUAGCGCUAUCUAAUAAAUGCUAACUCUA